Messenger RNA from Penicillium waksmanii, 1821 nucleotides. RefSeq names its product dihydroxy-acid dehydratase ILV3 (gene ilv3). Gene Ontology annotation, biological process: branched-chain amino acid biosynthetic process. Gene Ontology annotation, cellular component: mitochondrion. Gene Ontology annotation, molecular function: dihydroxy-acid dehydratase activity. Lineage: Eukaryota; Fungi; Ascomycota; Eurotiomycetes; Eurotiales; Aspergillaceae. The coding region runs from base 1 to 1821 and encodes 606 amino acids. The transcript is spliced from 3 exons. The record is from RefSeq and is a predicted model, not a curated record.
AUGCUCGCUCAAUACAGGGCCCGUGUGCCCGCGGCCCUCCGCCUGGCCCGGUCCACCUCCGCUCGCGCCCUCUCUACCACCCUCCCCCGCUAUGAGAAGGAUACCGCCCUUAACAAGGUGUCGCGGAACAUCACCCAGCCCAUCUCCCAGGGUGCCUCGCAGGCCAUGCUGUACGCCGUCGGUCUCACCGAGGAGGACAUGAACAAGCCCCAGAUCGGUAUCUCGUCCGUUUGGUUCAACGGUAACCCCUGCAACAUGCACUUGCUCGACCUCAACAACAAGGUGCGCCAGGGUGUGCAGGAUCAGAACAUGGUCGGCUUCCAGUUCAACACCGUCGGUGUCAGUGAUGCUAUCAGUAUGGGUACCUCGGGUAUGCGCUACUCCCUUCAGAGUCGUGACCUGAUUGCCGACUCCGUUGAGACUGUCAUGGGUGGUCAAUGGUACGAUGCCAACAUCUCCAUCCCCGGUUGCGACAAGAACAUGCCCGGUGUCCUGAUGGCCAUGGGCCGCUUCAACCGUCCCAGUAUCAUGGUUUACGGUGGUACCAUCAAGCCCGGUUGUGCCGUCACCCAGGAUAAUGCCGAUAUCGACAUUGUCUCUGCUUUCCAGGCCUACGGCCAAUUCAUCGCCAAGGAGAUCACCGAGCCCCAGCGCUUCGACGUCAUUCGUCACGCCUGCCCCGGCGAGGGUGCCUGCGGUGGUAUGUACACUGCCAACACCAUGGCCACUGCCAUCGAGACCAUGGGUAUGACCCUGCCCGGUUCUUCCUCCAACCCUGCCAACUCCCAGGCCAAGUACCUCGAGUGUCUGGCUGCCGGUGGUGCCAUCAAGAAGCUGCUCGCCGAGGACAUCCGCCCCCGCGAUAUCCUGACCCGCCAGGCGUUCGAGAACGCCAUGGUCGUUGUCAACAUCACCGGUGGAUCUACCAACGCUGUUCUCCACUUGAUCGCCAUCGCCGACGCCGUCGGCGUGAAGCUCACUAUUGACGACUUCCAGGCCGUCUCCGACCGCAUUCCCUUCCUGGCUGAUCUGAAGCCUUCCGGAAAGUACGUCAUGGCCGACCUGUUCGGCAUCGGUGGUACCCCCGCUCUGCUGAAGAUGCUGCUGAAGGAGGGCCUGAUCGAUGGAUCCGGCAUGACUGUCACUGGUGAGACUCUCGCCAAGAACCUGGAGAAGGCCCCCGACUUCCCCGAUGACCAGAAGAUCAUCCGUCCCUUCUCCAAACCCAUCAAGUCCACUGGUCACAUUCAGAUCCUACGCGGCUCCCUGGCUCCCGGUGGCAGUGUUGGUAAGAUCACUGGUAAGGAGGGUACUGUCUUCACCGGUAAGGCCCGCGUGUUCGACACCGAGGACCUCUUCAUCGAAGCGCUGGAACGCAACGAGAUUAAGAAGGAGGAGAAGACCGUUGUUGUCAUCCGCUACUGCGGCCCCAAGGGUGGCCCCGGCAUGCCUGAAAUGCUGAAGCCCUCCGCCGCCCUGAUGGGCUAUGGUCUCGGCUCCUCAUGCGCCCUGAUCACCGACGGCCGUUUCUCCGGUGGUUCCCACGGUUUCCUGAUUGGCCACAUUGUCCCCGAGGCUGCUGUCGGUGGUCCCAUCGGUCUCGUCAACGACGGUGAUAUCAUCACCAUUGACGCUGACAACCGUGUUCUGGACAUCGAUGUCUCCGAGUCUGACCUCGCUGUGCGUCGCGAGGACUGGGAGGCUCGCAAGGCUGCUGGCUUGCUUCCUGAGACUGGUCUCACUAUGCGUGGUACCCUGGGCAAGUAUGCCCGCAAUGUCAAGGACGCUAGCCAGGGCUGCAUCACUGAUGCUGUAGAGUAA